Molecule: messenger RNA, 3497 nt
Organism: Coffea eugenioides
Lineage: Eukaryota; Viridiplantae; Streptophyta; Magnoliopsida; Gentianales; Rubiaceae
Product: formin-like protein 3
Exons: 8
Coding region: 1-3042 (1013 amino acids)
Biological process (GO): actin cytoskeleton organization; actin nucleation
Molecular function (GO): actin filament binding
Source: RefSeq, a predicted model, not a curated record
AUGGACGUUGGAAUGUCCCGUACAAACUUUCUUUUUGUUGCUUUUUUGUGCGUUUUUGCAGCUAGUAAUUUAAAGGGCAUUAGGAAUUUUGCAGAGGCCUUUAGUGGCAAUGAAGUUUCUUCGGAUAUUGAAAAGAUAGAUUAUGAUAAGCUCAGUUUGCCAGACUUCAGAGUUAGUGUCAUCUUGAAUUUGAGUGACUCUUUUAACAUGUAUAAUGAGAAAGACAUGAACCGUUACAGCCCACAUAUUAAAGCAGAAGAUGUAUGGAUACAGUGUAGAAGAGAAUUGAAGGAGUGCCUUCAGUUUCUUGAAAGUUUAGAACUAUAUCUCUCUCAGAUACCAGAACCUUAUGAAAAUCCAACAUUGCCUGUUGAUUUGUUGGCUAAAAGAAUUGUACAGCAGACCAUACCCAAUUUAACUUUCCAAGAUAAGCAAUUUCUCUUUGAGUGCUUAAGAAAGAAGCCAUUGCAAAAUCAUGAAUCUGGAAAAGAAUUUGGUUCCAAUACUCAGUUCAAUAAGUGCCCGGAGCUAUUUUCGAGUUGGUCCUCUGCUCCCAGAAGGUUCUUAAGACAUCAUAAUCAUCAUGUGCUAAGCCUCGUUCAAGCCCCCGGUUCUCCAGCUGCAUCGCCACAUCACGCUCCAGCACCAUCUCCAGUGCCUGCUAGUUCUCCCUCCCCAACUCUUCAUUCCCCUUCUCCAGUUUUAGAGCCACCUUCACCAGAACCAUCUCCUCUACAAAAUGUCAUCCAUUCUCCUCUACCAUCAUCCAGUGUUGGUCCUCUACCACCCCAAACUGGUGCACCAACUCCUUCAGGAAAUGGCUUGGACAGAAUUUAUGGCAUUGCAGCCAUAGCUGCAAGUGCAGUGACAUCGCCACAUCACGCUCCAGCACCAUCUCCAGUGCCUGCUAGUUCUCCCUCCCCAACUUUGCAUCCACCUCCUCCAGUUUUACAGCCACCUCCACCAGAACCAUCUCCUCCGCAAAAUGUCAUCCAUUCUCCUCCACCAUCAUCCAUUGUUGGUCCUCUACCAAGACCUCAAACUGGUGCACCUACUCCUUCAGGAAAUGGCUUGAACAGAAAUUACGUCAUUGCAGCCAUAGCUGCAAGUGCGGUGACAGGUUUGGCUCUUAUUGUACUGUUCUUGAUAUGCUGUAUCAACAAGAGAAAAGAACAAGUUGCCCCUGGAAAUGGACAAAACAAUGAAAAAAGAGAUGAAAAGCCUCUUCUAAACUUCUGCUCCAGUGAUCUUUCUGCUGGUUCUACUCAGAAGUCUCAGAAAAUAGUAGCCUUUAAUAACCAAAACCUCAAGAUGUCAUCUACUGUCAGCAAUAUUCCUUUCGCAGUUAAUGUUGCUGAUUCAUCAACUAAAACUCAGUCAACAAAAGUGACAAAUGAUACAUCUGAAAAUGUUAAUUCCUUAUUGCCGCUUCCUCCAGGAAGACCAGCACUUCCACCGCCUGGACCACCACCACCUCCUCCCCCUAAACCUCCAGCUCCUGCCCCUCCUCCUCCUCCAAAAGUGGCUCGACCUCCUCCUAAUCCACCAAAACCUAGUAACUUGGGAAGGCCUUCUCCUCCUGGAGCCAAUAAUCCCAGAAGUUCUUCUGGAGGCAAUACAAGUGAAUUGUCGGGUGAAUCUGAUGCUCCAAAAGCUAAGUUAAAGCCAUUUUUCUGGGAGAAGGUUCCAGCGAACCCUGAUCACUCCAUGGUUUGGCAUGAUAUCAAAGCUGGGUCUUUCCAGGUUAAUGAGGAGAUGAUGGAAUCCUUAUUUGGUUAUGUCCCAGCCGAAAAAGGCAAAUUUGAGCACAAGAGAAAUUCAUCUUCUGAAUCUUCAGUCCCCUAUGUUCAGAUAAUUGAUCCGAAAAAAUCACAAAAUCUUGCAAUUCUUCUUAAAGCAUUGAAUGUGACAACAGAAGAAGUGAUUGAUGCUCUAAAGGAAGGUAAUGAGCUGCCAAUAGAGCUUGUUCAGGCAUUACUGAAGAUGGCACCUACAACAGAUGAAGAAUUAAAACUGCGGUUAUUUAGUGGGGAUGUCUCUCAGCUUGGCCCUGCUGAACGCUUCCUGAAAGUCUUGGUUGAGAUUCCAUUUGCCUUCAAAAGGAUGGAAUCAUUGUUGUUCAUGAGUUCUUUUCAGGAAGAAUCUUCUUCCGUCACGGAAUCCUUUGCUACUUUAGAGGUAGCUUGUAAGGAACUGAGAAACAGCAGACUAUUCCUGAAACUCUUAGAAGCAGUUCUGAAACUUGGAAACCGCAUGAAUGAUGGCACUUACCGUGGUGGUGCAACAGCAUUCAAGCUUGACACUCUCUUGAAACUGUCAGAUGUAAAAGGAACUGAUGGUAAGACCACACUCCUUCACUUUGUUGUUCAGGAAAUCAUCCGAUCUGAGGGUCUAAGGGCUGCACGUAGAUUAAGAGAAAGCCACAGCAUGUCCAGUGUGAAAACAGAAGAUCUAGUGGAGGAAUCAUCAGAGGAAACAGCUGACUACUAUCGCAGCCUUGGUCUUCAGGUGGUAUCUGGGCUGAGCAACGAUCUGGAGAAUGUACGAAAGGCAGCACUUAAAGAUGGUGACGACCUAGCUGGAGCAGUUUCCAGUCUUGGGCAAUCGUUUGUAAAGCUUAAAGAUUUCAUAAACAAUGAAAUGGCGAAUGUUGAGGAAGACAGUGAGUUCCGCACUACACUGACUAAUUUUGUGGAGCAUGCUGAAGCUGAUAUCACAAAGCUGCUGGAGGAAGAGAAAAGGAUAAUGGCUCUUGUGAAGAGUACAGGAGAUUACUUUCAUGGAAAUGCAGGAAAGAAUGAGGGCUUGCGCCUCUUUCUUAUUGUUCGUGAUUUCUUGGUAAUGGUGGAUAAGGCAUGCAGAGAUGUUAGAAGCUCAACAAAAUUGCCAGCCAAGACCCCUCGAAAAGAAGCGCUAGCACCAUCACCUUCUGAAGAAUCCAAUCGGGAGUCUUUGCCAGAUUUUCGGCAACGAUUAUUUCCUGCAAUCAAAGAAAGGCAUAUGGAUGAUUCCAGUUCAGAUGAAGAUGACAAAUCUCCUUAGUAUCCAGUCCCAGAAGGUACUUUAGCUAAAGGGUGGAAAUGAACUUCUGAUACAAGCUUUUAUUAACUGGAGUCCUCAAGUUCUGACGGGUCACAACUCUCCUCUAAAAGAUUCUCGGAUCAUUGGUUUACAGGUGCUCAAAUAAUCUGUCGAUCAAGUACAUGAGGCUUAGCAUCUUGUUUUAGUCCUCUAAAUGGAUAUUGUUUCUCAAGAAAGAGGAUGAGACUCUGCCAUUGGGCUUUAUCCAAGCAUUAGAGGGGCAAUGUGAAGAAAUCACACUAUUCCUGCUGUUAUUUAGGUGUCAGUUGAAACCAACAUUGUAAUUAUGUUUCUCUGUUGUAUUGCACUCAAUAGAUGUGCAAUUUGUCGAUAGGUAAAACUCACCCUUGUCCACAGCAGAUCCAAGAUUUUCUUGGUCUGAGGUACUGAUCUUCCAUAAUCUCAGUCCCGUUGUG